Messenger RNA from Candidozyma haemuli, 1146 nucleotides. RefSeq names its product putative N(6)-L-threonylcarbamoyladenine synthase. Gene Ontology annotation, biological process: mitochondrial tRNA threonylcarbamoyladenosine modification. The record is from RefSeq and is a predicted model, not a curated record. The coding region runs from base 1 to 1146 and encodes 381 amino acids. NCBI's taxonomy places the organism in Eukaryota, Fungi, Ascomycota, Pichiomycetes, Serinales, Metschnikowiaceae. The transcript is spliced from 2 exons. Gene Ontology annotation, cellular component: mitochondrion.
AUGCUUCCAUCGAGAGGGCUAAGGCCUGUUUCGAGGUUAUUUUCGAGGCAAUACCGUGUCCUAGCGAUAGAAUCCUCGUGUGACGACUCAUGUGUGGCUUUGCUUGAAAAACACUCUCCAUCUUCGCAGCCAGUGGUGAUUGACGAGAUGAAGAGGACUUUACGGUCGGUAGAAGUUGGAGGAGUGAUUCCAACAGCAGCAUUUGAGUUCCAUCUGAUGCAUAUGCCAGCCUUAAUGAAGGAGUUUUGUUCAAAACAUGAUUUGAGUAUCAGGAACCCACCUGAUCUUCUCUGUGUAACUCGAGGUCCAGGAAUGCUUGGAUCACUCAGUCUGAGCUUGCAAUACGCCAAAGGUCUAGCAUUAGCAUGGGACAUUCCUAUGGUGGGAACACAUCACAUGUUGGGGCACAUUCUAGCUCUGAACUUGCCCACGACUGAAAACCCCGGGCGUCCACCUCCACAGUACCCUUUCCUCAGUCUUCUAUGUAGUGGAGGCCACACCAUGCUAGUAUUUCUGAAAUCGUUGACUGAGCACGAGAUCAUUAUAGAUACUAUGGAUAUUGCCUGUGGCGAUGCGAUUGACAAGGCUGCCAGGGAGUUGGGUAUGCGUGGGAACAUGAUCGGGCCCGAGCUUGAAAAGUAUGUUGCACUGAUACCUCCCAGGGAAGUUGAGGAAUUCUCUUCGAUAAAGACGCUUGACAGGAACAAUGAAUUCAAUUUUAAACUUAAAAUGCCCUUGCAUAAACCAAAGCACCAGAAGAUUCCUGAAAACAUCGCAUUCACUUUUGCAUUCCUUCUCAGUUCCAUAAAAGACCAUAAAGCACGCCAGGAGCUUGACGAACGGACAAAACAAUUUUUAGCAUUCAAGGUUCAGGAUACCGUUUUUGAGCAUAUUAUAGACCGAGUGAACUUAGCAUUUGCAAAGCAUUCCGACGCUGGCGACGGAAAGUUUGCGGGAGUGAAAGACUUUGUAUGCUCUGGAGGUGUUGCAGCCAACCAGCAGCUUCGCCAGAAGCUCUUCAAUAACCUUAAGUUCCAAAACAAGCUUGAAUUUCAUUUCCCAGACUUGAAAGUGUGCACAGACAAUGCCACCAUGAUCGGCGUGGCUGGAAUCGACUUAUUCGAGAAACUCAGAGUCAACUUAUAA